Pantherophis guttatus is the source of this 6873-nucleotide messenger RNA. Its product is annotated as vitamin D3 hydroxylase-associated protein-like. Gene Ontology annotation, biological process: fatty acid catabolic process. The record is from RefSeq and is a predicted model, not a curated record. Lineage: Eukaryota; Metazoa; Chordata; Lepidosauria; Squamata; Colubridae. Gene Ontology annotation, molecular function: amidase activity; fatty acid amide hydrolase activity.
UCAUUUCAGCAUUCCUUCACCAGCACUGCCUUAACAUUGGGAAAACCAACGCCUAGAAAUAUUUUUCUCCACCUCCAAUAUUUUUCUGAUGUUGUGAAAUAAUGCCACAUUUCCCAACUAGAUAGUGGUAAUUAAGGAUCCUGGUUGAUUUCUUAAUGCACACAAGAGAAAGGCUGGUCUGAGCAAGCUAAAGAGAAACGGAGAAAAGGAGCAUAAAAAAAGUGAUCAAUGCAAAAGAAGUGGUGAGCUCACAAACUCAGUGAAAACAGGGGGCAGAAAGCAAGGGACUGAUAACAUCCAGAGUCUCCAAAAAUUGUCCAUAGAUUUGGUUCCAGAAUGCUGCAAGAAGCUUCGACUACACUCCAAAAAUGGUUGGAGCAAUCCUGGCCUCAGGAUAAAAUCUAUCUUCAUACUGCCGUGGUUCUGACCUGUGGUUCAACUGCAGCUUAUUUGGUACUGAAAUGGUUAGGCCAGAAAAGAAUUAAAAAACAAAUAGAAGAAACAAGAAGGCAAAGGGAUCAUGGCUUGAUAGAGAUGGAAAAAUCAGUGCAGACAUUUAAAAGCCAGAACCCUGGGUUACCAAGUGAUGACAUCCUUUCUCUACCUCUGGUAGAACUGGUUAAGAAGCUGAAAGAAGACACUUUGUCUCCAGAUGUUGUCCUCUACACCUACAUGGAAAAGGCUUUAGCGGUCACCAAGGAGGUGAAUUGUGUGCGCCAUUUUAUUCCAGAAUGUGAGGCAUUUCUUCAGCAACUGAAAAACCAGAAGGAAAAAGGUUUAUUGUAUGGGGUACCUGUCAGCAUCAAAGACCACAUUGCAUACAAGGACCAUUUGACAACAUGUGGCUUUUCCCAUUUUCUUGAUUUGGAAGAAGACGACAGUGUGUUGGUCAAGGUAUUAAAGAAACAGGGAGCAAAUCCAUUUGUAUUCACCAAUGUGCCACAAUCUUUAUUAAACUAUGACUGCAGCAAUGUAGCUUUUGGGCAGACUGUGAAUCCUUUGGAUCAUAAGAGAACUCCUGGGGGCUCAUCUGGAGGGGAAGGGGCUCUAAUUGCUGGAGGAGGUUCCAUUUUAGGAUUUGGAUCAGAUUUGGGGGGAAGUAUCCGUCUACCCUCCAGCUUCUGUGGUCUUUGUGGGCUGAAGCCAACUGCAGGUAGAUUGAGUGUUUCUGGAGUAAAGGAGCCUUUUCAUCUUAUGUUAAUUUUAGCAACAAUCGGACCAAUGGCAAAGGAUGUGGAUAGUCUUGCUCUAUGCAUGAAGGCUCUCUUAUGUGAUUACAUGUUCCAGCUGGAUCCCACUGUGCCACCUAUGCCAUUCAAUGAAGAGAUUUAUUCAAGCUCUACACCUCUACGGAUUGGGUAUUAUGACACAGAUGGCUAUUUCUUGCUCCCAUCGUGCAUGAGAAGGGCUGUGCAUAAAACCAGGAAGCUUCUGGAAGAAGCUGGCCAUACACUAGUUCCUUUCAACCCACCUUCUGUGGAUUAUGUUAUCGAUGAAAUUUAUCUGAAAGGUAUUUUUGCAGAUGGAGGCUCAAGUCUUUCGGCCUUGUUUCAAAAAGAUAUAGUGGAUCCAGCUUUGAAAGACCAGGUGAAAAUACUUAAAAUCCCAAAGUUGGUGAAGAAAGUUAUGGCCAAGUUCGUCAAGAUCUGCUUUCCCCGAAUGGCUGGGCAGCUGAAUGCAUUGUGCGGAGUGAGGAAUGCGAAGGACCUAUGGGAGAUCCAUAAUGAAUUGAUGGUCUAUCAGAAAAAGUUUAUUGAGCAUUGGAGAAAAAACAAGAUUGAUGUUGUCCUGUGUCCAGUUCUGGGUCCUGCCUUCUUUCUUGGAUAUCCUUCAAAAAUACUUGGUGCUAUCUCUAAUACCAUGCUGUACAAUGCUUUGAACUUCCCUGCUGGAGUUGUACCAGUCACCACAGUUACAGAAGCAGAUGAAAAAGAGAUGGCACAACACCAGGGAAUCUAUGGCGAUUCCUGGGAUAGGACCCUGAAAAAGGCAGUAGAAGGUGCUGUUGGGCUUCCUGUGGCAGUUCAAUGUGUAGCUUUACCAUGGCAGGAGGAAUUAUGUCUUCGGUUCAUGAAAGAAGUCGAGAUGCUGUCCAACAAAGAACAGCAUAAGAAAGUCAUCUGAACCUGAUAAGCAAUUUGGCAGAUCAAGAAUGCAUCUGGACUUAUAAAAAUGAUAGAAUAUCAAGGAAUCUCUGACACAAGUUUGAUCCCAGAAUAUUCAUUGUUCUGUCAAAGGGGUCACCUUUUGUAUGAAUUAUCCACCACUGCAAAUUGUUGUAAAACACUGGUCCUCUUUUUUUGUACUUUAUUUGCCCAAUUGAGGCAUUUCUCUUUCUACUCAUUCACCUUUAUGGGAGAUGGCUGGGUGGACAUUCAUGCUUUCUGUCUUCUACCAUAUUCCCAUCCUUCAUUUGCACUGCAUAGAAAAAAUAGUGAAAUUAGAAGACUUUCCUUGCAAUAUAAAGUAUACCAAGAUCAAAUUGUACAUUGGUUAGAAGUCUUUGCUUGAUUUGUGUAGGCUCCUUAAAUAAUUGAGAACCCAGACAGUCAAUGGUCCUAAGUUAGAGAGGGAGACUAUAUGAGUUCAGAAGGUUUCACUUCAAUAAUUUUUUUCUUCUGACCAAUAGAGGGGAUCUUCUCUCAGUUAGUUGUACAAGCACAAGGUUCAACACUGCUACAGUAUGUGUUGUUAUUUGUGGAAAACCUGGUGUUCUCUUGGUUGUUUGCUUCCAGACAUUUCAUUACCUGACUAGGUAACAUCAUCAGUGAUAGUGAAUGUGAGAUCUGCCUCCUGUUAUGCAGUGUAGAGUAGCUUUUCCUCCUAGUGUUGGUGGAGUAUGGUUUUCUCUCUGGUAGUUCUUUGAUUAGGGUAUUGUUUUCUCCUUGAUUGUUUGUGAGGUGUUAAUCCUUGCUUAUUUGGGGGUAAGCUGCUAGAAAGGAUGUAUUCUGGUCUUUUUGUUUCCUUAUUAGUUUUUUGAAUGGUAUGUAAAAUUGGUUUAUCACUUUGUGUCCAUUGAUGGCUGAUUUGGCUGAAUGGCAGGCUUCCAGGAAUUCAGUAGCAUUUUGGAGGUUUUAAAUUUGGGGUAAUAUCACUUCUACUGAAUGACUGAAAAACUCAUGUUCCAAUUCCAAUACACUACCAAUCACCCUCACUAAUAUUAAGUGCAAGGGUUCAAUCCAGUUAUUGACUUGGAAUAUUGCUGGCUGGAAGAACAAAGUAUCAGAUGGAGACUGGUGAAGUUCUUCUUUAAUCUUGACAUCAUAGCACUUCCAGGACUACAAAUAAGGAAACGAUUAAUUUUGAUCCUGGUGUAUUCCUGCAAGGUUAUAGAAUGGAUAUCAGGAGGACUGACUACACUUGCCAAGACAGAGUUGGGUUUAGCAAGGACUGGAAUUAGUUCUUGUAGAUAACUUUCCCAAUUAUUUAGAAUAAAAAUUUCAUAUAAAUCCUCUGAAAUAUUUCUACUGAAUAUAUCCGCCACCCCAUGUGCCUCCUCACUGUUUUCCUAAUAUUUGGGUGAAUCUAGAAAAGGUAGGUGAUGCGGUCGCUUAGCAGCUAAGACACUGAACUUGACGAUUGAAAGGCUCAGUUCAGUGGUUCGAAUCCCUAGUGCCGCGUAAUGGGGUGAGCUCCCGUUACUUGUCCCAGCUUCUGCCAACCUAGCAGUUUGAAAGCACGUAAAAAAUGCAAGUAGAAAACUAGGGACCACCUUUGGUGGGAAGGUAACAGUGUUCUGUGCGCCUUUGGCAUUUAGUCAUGCCGGCCACAUGACCACGCAGACGCCUUCGGAGAGCACUGGCUCUUCGGUUUUGAAACGGAGAUGAGCACCGCCCCCUAGAGUUGGGAAUGACUAGCGCAUAUGUGCGAGGGGAACCUACACCUUCACAGAAAAGGCAGUGUUAAAGAUAAAGUCAAAUCAUCCUAAAACUAUGUAAUUCUAGCAGGAGAUUUAAGUGUCAAGGUGUGGGCCCUCUUACACAAUUUUGUACAACUGGGUGUUAUUCCUGCGGAUUAUUUUAUAAACGAUCUGCCCUGGUUUUCUAGAGACCCCAAAUGAAAUACAGCAGAUUGAGAACUGGUGUCCUUGAUCUAUAAAUGUAACUCCAUAUUUUAGGAGGCAAAGAACCUGGUUUUAUAUACCCCUUUACAUAUCAUUCAUGGUUUUAGAUUAUAUGUGUUUACAUGAAACAAGAUUGGGCUGUCUUCAGAUAUCUAAGUACAUGUGAGGGAGAUACAAAUCAUAAACCAUAGUCCAUUUCCAAACCAGAUCUGAUACUAGUUUAUCUGCAUCUCAUCUUAAAGACUAUUAGCUAAUCUCAAAGUCAGGCAGUAUAAAAGGCUCAAUUGGGCCAAAGAAGACACUAACGCAACAUCAAUCUUUCUGAACACUGAACAGACUCAGACUUGGAGAAACUCAAUUUCCUUCUGUAUCCAAGGUCUGAAUAAAAUUCUAACUCAUUAUAUAGAUAUGUGUGAAUUUCACUGAGAAAAAAUUUAACAGAUAAACUUUCUACUAGAAACUGACAGCAAAUAAGUUCAACUUGAGGUUAUUCUGUUUACAGCAAUGCACUAGCCCUAGAGAGCCCUACCAUUAAAAAAAAAAAAACUAUGCUAAAAUGUUAAAAAUUACAUGUGAUUACAAGAAAUUGAUAGCCUCUGAAGAAGCUUCUUUCAUGGGCAAAAUAUGGCCAGAUCUGGAAUUUUCAGCAAAAAAGACAAAUUCAAUUUCCUUUUGGAAUAUUUCAUCAGGUCCAUUGAAGUAACAUAAAUUCUAAUUUCCAUUCCAGUUUGGGAGGAUUUUUAUGCACUAUUCCUAACCAGAGCCUCCUGUUUUAUUUACUGUUCCUAAUCAGGGCCUCUCACGUAAGCAAAUUACUGAUAAACCUUUGAAAACCUUUCUCCUUGGUCAGGCAGGCAGGUAGGCAGAUGGUUAUCCAAUCUCUUCUGAAAAACUUCCAGUGUUGGAGCAUUCUGGAGACAAGUUAUUCCACUGAUUAAUUAUCAAGAAAUUUAUCCUUAGUUCUAGGUUGCUUCUCUCCUUGAUUAGCUUCUACCCAUUGCUUUUUGUCCUGCCCUCAGGUGCUUUGGAGAAUAGCUUGACUCCCUCUUCUUGUGGCAGCCCCUGAGAUAUUGGAACAUUGCUAUCUUUUCAUUAAACUAGACAUGGUCUCCGGUGUUAGUUUCAGAAAUCAAAUUUAUUAUUCAUUCACUGAAAUCUAUUGGCUCCUGGAGAAGAUUUUCUACCCCUACAACUCUUUAAGACACAUUGAUUGGUGGCCCUAUUGUUAGCAAGGCUGUUUUCCCCUAUAAAUAAUUUGGGUUGAACAUCAUGAAGGACUUGCUCAAUCUAGAUCUUUCCUGGGGCAAAGACACUCUCUUUAUGCACAUUAUAGUAGUCUUACUGCAGCAAAGCCCAUUAUCUUUGAAUCAGAAUGCAGAUUUGGUCAAGUGCAAGAGGCAUCAUAUUGUCAUAUUGAUCUAAACUGAAGUACUGUAGCUGAAAAGCUUGGAUAGCAACGCUGACUUGCCUUUUGCUCUAUUUUGAGAUUAGUACCAGGUAUCUGUUCAUCUAGGGUAUAGAAGUCAAUGAAAGUGAUACGUGUAGUUUAUAUUGAUUGACAUGGUGAGAGUUGAAAUCCACCAUUAGAUGGCACCAAAAUGGAGAAAGCUACACUAUAUUGCUUGUCAAUCUCAAAGAAUUCCUUUUUAGUAGAAAACAAGGGGCAGCAGUUCAAAAAUAUACAAGCUCUGCUAUUUUGCAUCAAAGUGAUUUGAACUGUGGCUUGCUACACUAUCCAAUGUUUGGAGGCCACACAUGAGAUUAGGCUUUGAUGCAGCUUUGCAUUUAAUGUGUGUGUUAAAAGAGGAGGGGGAAUUUAUUUCCUUUUGCUGCCUUUUAAAGGCUAAAAACUCAUAUUCUAGCUAUUGUUUUACACAGCUGAAUGCCGAUAAUUCUAUUGGCAAUUGUGAGUGAUUACUGCAUUAUGUGUACUCAGAAAAACUUAUUGUUUUGGAUGCUAAAAGAAUUAAUGAUACAUAAAACUAUGCUAUUAUUGGCUGCAUUCAUCAGCAGAAAUGUGUUGUGCAGCAUCACUGCUCUGUGUUUACCCCAAUCUCUCCCCUCCAAAGAAUACAAGAGAUGGGUGGAGACAAUUUAUUGUAGAACAUUUACAUACAUGUCAUUUACUUUCGGAAAAACUUAUUGAUGCUGAAGUUGAUUAUCCCACAAACCCAAGGGAGGCUGGUUCAUCCCUUGCCUUAAAACCAGAGCAAAUAGACUCAUUCUCUUUGGGGUUGAAGUAUAUUUUGUAUAUACUAAUAAAGCACUGUUGUGGCCCAUACGCGACCUGUGUGGCUGGUGGCUGAUUUGGACAGCGAGGAGGCUGGUGUGGUACUGCACCAGCAGCCUAUGCAGCUGGCACUCGAAUCGGACAAUGAGGCUGGAGAAGAUGUGGUUCCAGAGGCGGGGAUUCAGCCAGGGCCUUCAGAACCUCCAGAAGCUCCCUUAAGUGAAGAGGACGAAGAGGAGGAACCUCUUUGCGAUGCAUGGGCACGCAGAGCUGCCAAAAGACAGGAGUGGCUCCUCAGAAGGAGGUCACCUCGAGAGUAAGGCUUGGGGCUAAUUGGCCACUCCCUUAGCCUAUUUAAGGAGGAACGCCGACUGAAGCAAUUUGCAGGGAACAACUUCGUUCACUCUCCUUCGUGCCUUGAUCUUAGUUCUUGCAAAUUGCUUCUGGCCUUUCUGUCAACCGUAGUAAGAUUAAGAUUAUUUAUUCUUCGGAUUCUUGUAGGCUGUUAAGAAAGUUAAUUAACAACCUUUGUUUGAAAAAAAAAUCUGAUUUAAUUUAGUAAACUAAGGUUUGUACAGAC